This is a messenger RNA of Cryptomeria japonica (Japanese cedar), 1775 nucleotides long. Its product is annotated as glutamate decarboxylase 4. Gene Ontology annotation, biological process: L-glutamate catabolic process. The record is from RefSeq and is a predicted model, not a curated record. Bases 65 to 1534 code for a protein of 489 amino acids. The transcript has 7 exons. Gene Ontology annotation, molecular function: glutamate decarboxylase activity; pyridoxal phosphate binding. NCBI's taxonomy places the organism in Eukaryota, Viridiplantae, Streptophyta, Pinopsida, Cupressales, Cupressaceae. Gene Ontology annotation, cellular component: cytosol.
AAGUAGAGCCUCGCUGCAAGAAAAUUAUUUUUCAUUCUAAAUUUAUAGAAUACAUUUCCUUAAAAUGGCGCUCACAGAAACUUCCCACUGUUCAGAUGGUGACAUUGAUUGUAUGUUUGCCUCUCGUUAUCUUCAGAAUUCUCUACCAAAGUUUGAGCUUCCUCAGAAAUCAAUUCCAAAGGAGGCUGCAUAUCAGGUCAUCAGUGAUGAGCUUAUGCUUGAUAGCAAUCCAAGGCUUAAUUUGGCCUCUUUUGUGACAACAUGGAUGGAGCCUGAGUGUAAUAAGCUCAUUAUGGAAGCUAUCAAUAAGAACUAUGUUGAUAUGGAUGAGUACCCUGUCACCACUGAGCUUCAGAACCGGUGUGUGAAUAUAAUAGCUCGAAUGUUCCAUGCACCUAUUUCUGAUACAGAGCAAGCUAUUGGUGUUGGGACUGUGGGAUCUUCAGAGGCUAUAAUGCUCGCUGGUCUUGCAUUCAAACGCAAAUGGCAGAACACGAGAAAAGCUCAAGGGAAGCCUUAUGACAACCCCAAUAUUGUUACUGGUGCCAAUGUCCAGGUCUGUUGGGAGAAGUUCGCUCGGUAUUUUGAGGUGGAACUGAAAGAGGUGAAGCUGAGAGAAGAAUAUUAUGUUAUGGACCCUCGAAAAGCUGUAGAAUUGGUAGAUGAAAACACCAUUUGUGUUGCUGCCAUCUUAGGGUCUACUUAUAAUGGCGAAUUUGAGGAUGUGAAACUGCUCAAUGACCUUUUGAUGGAAAAGAAUAAUAAAACAAAGUGGGACACUCCAAUACAUGUUGAUGCUGCAAGUGGUGGGUUCAUUGCACCAUUUCUGUAUCCAAAUCUGGAGUGGGACUUCAGGCUGCCAUUGGUGAGGAGCAUCAAUGUGAGUGGGCACAAAUAUGGACUUGUUUAUGCUGGAAUUGGAUGGAUUGUUUGGCGUGGCAAGCAAGACCUUCCAGAAGAACUUAUUUUUCAUAUCAAUUAUCUUGGAGCUGAUCAACCCACUUUCACACUCAAUUUCUCUAAAGGUGCAAGUCAAGUCAUUGCUCAGUACUACCAACUCAUUCGCCUUGGCUAUGAGGGAUACAGGAUGAUCAUUGAAAACUGCAUGGCGAAUGCCAAAUAUUUACGUGAUAGCCUUCUAAGAACAGGGCGAUUCAAUAUGCUGUCAAAAGAGGUGGGUGUACCUCUAGUUGCCUUCUCUCUGAAGGACAAGCUCAAGUACAAUGAACAUGAUCUUUCAGAACACCUGAGAAGGUUUAAGUGGGUGGUGCCUGCGUAUAAUAUGGCUGCAGAUGUUCAGCACAUAACCCUUCUGCGUGUGGUGAUACGAGAGGAUUUCAGCAGAAGCUUGGCUGACAGGCUCGUACAAGAUUUCCGUACAGUUUUGGAUGAAUUGGACUCCUUACCAUUCAAGCGAGAGAAGGGGAAGAGGGCUAAUGUUGCUGCUUCUGCAACUGGACAUGGCCAGGGGGUUUUAACUAGGAGGAAGUUGAAGGACCUAAAUGCCCCGCGCAAAACCAAAGCAAUUUGUUAAAUACCAUUCUAACUGCUUAACCUAGUAGUUUCAAUCAUUGGCAAUGUUGGGAGAUUAUUACAUACUCUCGUUUAGGAAUAUUAAGAUACUAGCAGUUGCAUGGAAUAGAGGUGUAAGGAUUUUCUGGAUAUAAAAAAUGUCUAAGCUAAUAUGUUAGAGUAUAUUUCUAUUUGAGCGUAGAAGAUACAAUAAUUUUAUUUAUUAAAUUUUGUAAGGUAAUAUAAAAUUAUAUUCUAUGUCA